Messenger RNA from Chironomus riparius, 1800 nucleotides. Lineage: Eukaryota; Metazoa; Arthropoda; Insecta; Diptera; Chironomidae. The record is from the annotation of a GenBank genome assembly.
AUGAGUAAAAAAUCUAAAAAUUGUUCUCUAAGACGUUACAUAGUGCAAGGCAACUACACGAAGCUUACAUUGAUAGACAAUAAAGUCGUUAUAAUUACUGGCGCAAAUGCAGGAAUCGGAAAAGCAUGUGCAAUUGACUUGGCAAAGCGUGGUGGAAAAAUCUAUAUCGCAUGCAGAGACAAAACUCGUGGCGAAACUGCAUUGAAUGAUAUAAGAAAGGAAAGUGGAAGUGACAGAGUCUAUUUCUUACAGCUAGAUCUAGCAUCUUUGAAAUCAGUUCGCGAAUUUUCUGACAAAUUUCAUAAACUAGAGACUAAACUGGAUAUUUUGAUAAAUAAUGCAGGAUUACUUAUGAAUAAAAAGUCAUACACUGACAAUGGAUUUGAGAUGCAUAUGGGAGUCAAUCAUCUAGGACAUUUCCUUCUAACAAACUUAUUGCUUGAUUUAUUAAAAGCUGCAGCUCCAAGUAGAAUCGUUGUGGUAACGUCAGUCAUUUACAAAAUGCUUAAAUUUGAUAAGGAUGACUGGAUGUGUGAUCGAAAAUUUUCAUCCUUUAGAGGCUAUGGACUUAGUAAAAUAGCCAAUAUUCUCUUCACAACUGAACUGUCUAAGAAGCUUGAUGGAACAAAUGUCACAGUUAACUGCUGCCAUCCAGGUGCUGUUCAAACUGAUAUAAUACAGGGUUGGAACCUUCCAUUCAUGGGGUUAAUAAAAAGAAUUCUAGGUGGCUUUAUAAAAACUCCUGUAGAAGGAGCACAGACUCAAAUUAGACUGGCAGUUGAUCCUGAUUUGGAAACUGUAACUGGAAAAUAUUUUGCUGAUUGUAAGGAAGAAGAACUUACGAGUGAGGGCAAAAAUACUGAGAAUGCAAAAUGGCUGUGGGAUAAAAGUUCUGAAAAUUUAUUUGCACGAAGACGUUAUGCAAGAGGGAAGCAAUACACCAAGAAUACAUCAAUUACAAAUAAGAUUGUAAUAAUUACUGGAGGGAAUACUGGAAUUGGCAAAGCAUGUGCAAUUGAUUUAGCAAAACGAGGUGGAAAGGUCUACAUUGCAUGCAGAGAUAAGAUACGUGGUGAAAAUGCUCAAACAGAUAUCAGAAAAGAGAGUGGAAGUGACAAAGUCUAUUUUCUUCAAUUGGACCUUGCAUCUUUAAAGUCGAUUCGUGAAUUUUCAAAGAAUUUUCAUAAGCUUGAAAGUAAACUUGACAUUUUGAUCAACAAUGCUGGAUUAUUUGCUCAUAAAAAAUCAUAUACUGAAAAUGGAUUUGAAAUGCACAUGGGCGUUAAUCAUCUUGGACAUUUCUUGUUGACAAAUUUAUUGCUGGAUUUAUUAAAGACUGCUGCACCAAGUAGGAUCGUUGUCGUUUCGUCGGGUAUUUAUGAGAUGUAUAAUUUUAAUAAAGAAGAUUUAAUGUUUGAUCGGAAUUACGCUGCAUACAAAGCAUAUGCAAUGAGCAAAAUAGCGAAUAUACUGUUUACUAAUGAACUAUCCAAAAGACUUCAAGGAACAAAAGUCACAGCUAAUUCAUGUCAUCCCGGAGUUGUUCGCACUGAAAUAUUGAAAAGUUGGAGUUUCUCUUUGAUGGAUAUUUUUACAAGUAUUGUAAUGAUAUUUGGAAAAACGCCAAUGGAAGGAGCACAAACUCAAAUUAGACUUGCAGUUGAUCCAGAAUUAGAAACUGUGACUGGCAAGUAUUUUAGUGAUUGUGAAGAAAAGAAGCUAUCUACAGCUGAUGCAAAGAAUCCUGAAAUUGCAAAAUGGCUGUGGGAAAAAAGUUCUAAGUUGGUGAAGCUUGAAUGA